AUGGUGGGCUUAGAAAACUCACAGUGGUCAACAGAUGCCGAAAGAGGAACAGUGUGUCGAACUGCCCACAGUCGCCGAGCUGCAGCAGCCUGUUUCUCCUCUGCUAACUGUAACAGCAGCAGCAGUUGAACCCAAAGAGUCGCAGCAGCAUACCAACCAGUGCAACGUCUCCCAGCCCCACCUCACCACGUUCUCCCUCCUGGCCGAUGUUCUCAGCCCCAUCAAGUCCUCAACCCACGUCCUCUGCCUCCAGUGACUCAUCCCCUGUCAGUAUUGUGGGAAGGAAGGCUCGAGCACUGUAUGCCUGCAAGGCAGAGCAUGACUCCGAGCUGUCCUUCAUUGCUGGGACCAUCUUUGAGAACGUUCAUGCCUCCAGGGAGCCCGGUUGGCUGGAAGGCACUCUGGACGGCCGAACAGGACUAAUACCAGAAAACUAUGUGGAGUUUUUAUAGUCCAGGGCUGAGAAGAACUUGAACUGAAUGAUACUGGACUGGAGAUGACCAAAACUGGACUGUUAAGAGGUCUAGAUUUGACUGAACAGACUCUAUUAGAUCAUAUGCUAUAGUGAACUGGAUCAUUGUUGAUGAUGCCGCUCUUGUCUUGACUAGACUGGGAAUUGAAACUGGACCAAGCAGAACAAUAUUGAAUGAAUAUGACGUAGGAACAGAGCUGAGUGAACGGGGUCGGGGUGGGGGUGGGGGGGACCCAUGAAUUGCACUGGAAACAAAAGCCCCACUGUGGUUCUGGCUGUUUUUGGAUUAGUGGGGAUGACUUCCCAAGUCCUGGUGAAGAUGAUGUGGUAAUGAACCUGGAAUGUGUGUGAG
Messenger RNA from Morone saxatilis (striped sea-bass), 824 nucleotides. Its product is annotated as rho GTPase-activating protein 26-like. Lineage: Eukaryota; Metazoa; Chordata; Actinopteri; Moronidae. The record is from RefSeq and is a predicted model, not a curated record. Gene Ontology annotation, molecular function: protein binding; GTPase activator activity.